Molecule: messenger RNA, 3330 nt
Organism: Thelazia callipaeda (thelaziosis nematode)
Lineage: Eukaryota; Metazoa; Nematoda; Chromadorea; Rhabditida; Thelaziidae
Source: the annotation of a GenBank genome assembly
AUGCUUCGUGGUGGAGCAUCUGCACCAUUACAACGCAGUACAUCAGGUACUGCACCAUCAAAUAUUCGAGAAAGCAUUGUUCAACGAUUAAUGUUGUCUACUCAAGUAGGAAACGUAUCAAAUGGAUCGGGACGAGUUGAACAACGAUCCAGAGAGGAGAUGCAACAAUUCAUGGGACGGGGUUUUCCAUCCGGUACAUUCCAACCUACACAAGUGUCCAGCGAGGUUAUGGACAUGUGGUCAAAUGUUUUGGGAACAGAAAAUUUCUCAUCCUUCAGUAAUGGCAGUUCUGCUUAUGGGUCGAGUGCACCGACAUUGUAUUUGCCAAAUAUGCUCAAUUUACCGCCAUUGCCACCCGUCUUUUUGCGUUGUCCUGAAUGUGGCAUUUGUAAAAUGAGUAGUGAAGAAAUGGAGGUUCACAUAAAAGUAGAACAUUUGCAUUGGAGUCCUUUCCAGUGCACUGAAUGCCUUGCUGAAAGAUCCACCGAUUUUCAGUUACGUGAACAUGUUCAUUCAACUCAUCGUAAAAGUUAUGAACUACAUCAGAAAUACAUUUAUGUUUACCACGACAAUCCCACUGCUAAACGGUUGCUUCAAUUAAUGAUGGAUCGUUGCCUCAUGACUGCGCGUCGUGUGCAGUCCUCAUCUUUGGUAGGUAGCUCUGAACCGUCUCCUACCGUGACGACAGCGACAUCAGCACCUUAUUUCCAUUCUUCCACGUGCUUGACAAAUAACUUACGGGAGCGAUUCGUAAAUCAAACGACUGAUGUGGAUAAGCGCUCUUCAUCAAGUGUCUCUCCUCCUCGUGAAUCAGUUACUGAAAACCCCAUGCGCAAUAUUAGUUUGUUGACUAACGGACGUGAUCCUGGAGCAGUUAAUCAGCAACGGUCUGGAUUCCCAUCAGGUGCAGCUAUUGGUGCUACUGCUACAGUAAUUCCGAAAAAACGAGCUACCAGUGCGGAAAAUGCGAUAUCAUGGAAUACCAAUACAGACGCAGUGUUGUCAGCAAUACGUGUCGCAACGCAUGAAAAUGUUGGUGAACAAGAUGGAGUGAUAGAAGGAUCCGGUACAGAAGACAGGACAGAAGGAGGAGAAGUGGAUAGUGAAUACAUAAAUAUUGCUAGUAGCAGGCAUGAAGUCAAAAAUGCAUUUGAUGUUCCCAUGGAUCAGUCGACGGUUGAGCAGUCUGAUGAAGCACUAUUAACUGCAAUGGCUCUUGAGGCAGCGAAUCAUGACACGACAGAGAUUCUUGGAAAUGUUGCCGCAAUAUUUAGUGCCGAAGGUGUAUCUAGUCAGUGGAAACAGCGAAGUCGUAGAACUAGUAGUCAUGCUAGUGCAGAUGGCGUGAGCUCUAGUAUAAAAAAUGAACGAAGAAGAGCUACUAAGAGCAGCUUGGCAAAAAGACGCAUGAUGGGAAUAUGCAAAUGCAAGCAACUCAUUACUGCUGGGGCUCGGCAGAUGCAUGUAUUUUAUCAUAUGGCAAGAGAUCGCCAGCUCUAUCGUUUUCGCUGUAAGUAUCCAGGGUGCCAGGUGCAGCACUACAGAAAAGAUCAAAUGGAAAAUCAUCAGUCGAAAGUACACGGUGCGAUAAAUCCAAUGUUGAUCCAAGAUCGUACUGCUGAGCUAUUCAAGAUCUCUCAGGAAGUAUCAAUGGAUCUUCUUGGAACAACAGGUAAUAAGCCUGGUCCAACAGCAGUACGUGCACAAAUGAUUUAUGACUCAAUGGCAUCAAGACGGACUCGAAAUCCAAGAACAACGAGGAAAAGAAAGAGAACAGUAGAUAAAGCUUCACCUGUCGAAACAGACCAAGUGACUUCUUUUGCUGUAGAUGCUACAUUGUGCAAGGCUUCUAAAAUUCCUGUAGCACAAGAGAAUCAAUGUGGUAUCGCAGAAGAUUAUCAGAACUAUCAGCAGGAACAAGAGCUAAUUCAUUCUGUACCUUCCACAUCAGAUGCAGUUCCGUUGACUGAGCCAGACGAUGAUCAUCAGUUACACUGUCAAAAGUGUGAAAGACCGAUUCGAAAUAAGGUGCGCGGCUUUCAUGUUUUGUGGCACUUGUCCAAAGAUCUUGGUAUCAACCGUUACAUUUGCAAAUUUUGUGGUUUUGGUCAUGAUCGGAAGCAAGUUGUUGUAAGCCAUGGAAAAAGAGAGCACAAUAUUGAGGACUGUUGUGAAGAUCGAGUUGAAGAAUAUUCGGACGAAGUAAGGGCGGUAACUGAACAGUGUUUUGGGUUGCAGUCGAAGUCACCCCAUGAUACUCAUUUGCAAAAUAAGGCUGUGCAACCAUCAAGUGAAGCAGUCAGUGAGAUGCAAGCGACUACUGAUACUAUGGAAAAUGAUGCUCCUGCUAUUACAACUUCUGAAGAAAAUGAAGACGCGACAAUAUGUAGUUCGGAUGAUAAUGAUGCAAACGCAUCAGUACCAUCACAUGCUACAGAAUUGAUGCAGCCAGCACAGCUUCAAGUUGAAUCGUCUGUAGAAAGUACUAUGCCACGAUUGCACGCAUCCACAUCAUCUUACCGUGAUCGGAUGAGAAAAGCUAGAAACCGUCGAUUUGGAAUUCGUAAACUGCCUUCUAGAUUAAAGCGCAAAGAGAUGGCGAAAUUGCGGGAAAUUAGUAUGCGUCUUGGAGGCGCGCAAUAUUUCAAAAAACGUUUCAACGAAGCUGCUCACUGUCAAAAGUGUGGAGUGCUGACCACAUCGAGACUGAGUGACCAUGCUUACAAACAUCUUGAUGUCCAGCUUUUCCUUUGUCCUCAAUGCGAUAUUGGAAAUCAGUCACGUGACUUAGUAGUGAAACAUAUCCGUGAUAUACACAACAGUCAAGAACAUCCAAUAGAUGAACGUUGGAAAUAUCGAGUCGAAAUCAAAGAAAUCAUUCGUGAAUGUUACCCAGCGAAGCAAAGUUUGUCGUCAGGGCGGUUUUUUGAUGUUAUUGGAACAACAGAUGAUGAUCAAACAGAAAGUGUUGACGCUAUUCCUGAACAAGACGGUAUUGGAGAAGCUGAUUCAGAUGAUGACCACCAAGAAGGUAUUGAAAAUGCUGUAGAUGACCAAACUCAAGAACGUUUCGUAAUGGAGAAUGAUCACGAUCAGUUGGCAGAUGGUGAUACAAGUAGUGAUGAUGCUAUAGCUGAACUCAAUGAAAACGAUGGGGGAGAAUCUGCCUGUUCAUCAUUUGAGCGAUCGUCAUCAUCCAGAAUACUUCAGAACGAAAGACUGGUAGGAAACCGUAGAACUGAAGUGAAAAAUGAGUCAGACGAUCGUUCUGAUUUAAGUGAAGUCGAAAUCGUGCAUAGUGCAGAGGAUGAAGAAGAAGAAGAAAUGUGA